GGGCUCAGGGUUUCUUUAUAAUCGCGCUCGAUCGAUGAAGAGCGGUGGUCUCGUCGCUGUGCCGGACCGCGGCGGCGAUGGCGCGCCGAUUCUGGACGAGGCCGAGGGCGAGAGCUUCGCGAUGCUGCAGCCGUUCGUGGGAAUCGUGCUUGGCGACUCGGAUGCUCAAGAAUCCGGGACUCUCUACAUCACGACGAGGAGGCUCGUGUGGCUGAGUGAUCGCGACAUUAGCAAAGGCUAUGCUGUGGAUUUUCUUUCCUUGUCUAUGCACGCCAUCUCCAGGGACCUGGAAGCUUAUCCUUCGCCUUGCGUGUACUGCCAGAUCGAAAACGGUGACGACGAGUACUGCGAAGACGAUGAAGACGAAGAAGAGGAUGAAGUUGCCAAUGGCGACGCAAAUCUGUCCAAAAUACGAGAAAUGCGGCUUGUGCCACAGGAUCCAGCAGUGUUGGAUAACAUAUUCCAGGUCCUCUGCGAGUGUGCUGCCUUGAAUCCCGAUCCUCAAGGAGAACGAGAAGGCGAGGGCGAGUGGUUCUUCAAUGCUGAAGAAGUGAUGGCAAGCGAAAAUCUGGAGCGUGGAAUGGAAGGGUUAGAAGUCCAGGACUCAAGGUUUGAGGAUGCCGAAGAAGAUCCCGAGGAUGAGUAAACCAUCUCCAUUUUUAUUUUCUCUUUCUUUUUCCUUGCUAAGCUAACGCUUUCUAAUCGACCGAUUCUGUACAACACUUUCUAGCUCAAUGCUACACGUUUUGUAUCAAA
Molecule: messenger RNA, 756 nt
Organism: Selaginella moellendorffii
Lineage: Eukaryota; Viridiplantae; Streptophyta; Lycopodiopsida; Selaginellales; Selaginellaceae
Product: chloride conductance regulatory protein ICln
Exons: 6
Coding region: 35-646 (203 amino acids)
Biological process (GO): cell volume homeostasis; mRNA cis splicing, via spliceosome; spliceosomal snRNP assembly
Cellular component (GO): cytosol; methylosome; pICln-Sm protein complex
Source: RefSeq, a predicted model, not a curated record